Molecule: messenger RNA, 1708 nt
Organism: Cynara cardunculus var. scolymus (artichoke)
Lineage: Eukaryota; Viridiplantae; Streptophyta; Magnoliopsida; Asterales; Asteraceae
Product: BAG family molecular chaperone regulator 2-like
Exons: 4
Coding region: 549-1532 (327 amino acids)
Biological process (GO): protein stabilization
Cellular component (GO): cytoplasm
Molecular function (GO): protein-folding chaperone binding; adenyl-nucleotide exchange factor activity
Source: RefSeq, a predicted model, not a curated record
AAUAUAUUAAUUUUGUUUCCCAAUUUUUGUAUUUCUAUUUGCAUCUGCAUUGAUUCUUUCCUUCGCCCAAAUCAGAAAACUAAAGAUUGCAGCUUUAAAUACAAUAUUUUGGCAGGUUUCACCUGCUACAAUUAGAUUUUGUCUGGCAUUUUCCUAGUUUUGUCUUCCCAUCUCCACUUUCUUUGUCGAUAUUUUCACUAAAAGACUUGAUUUUUGGAUCGCUAGAUUCUUGAUUUUCCGGCACUGGUGGGAAAUUCCGGCAGUCGGCUUCUGGAGGAAUUGUCAACUGCGUGUUUCAGUUUCGAACCAAUCACUUGUUUCUCUCUCUAGACACGCGUGACUCUCCGGAUACGACUCGUGUACUGCUGAAUUCAGAUAUUAAUGGCUGCUCUUUUUCUUCCAAAUGGGUAUCUCUAUCUAUGAUCAUACCACCGUCGCCGAUCCUUCCAUGGUCAACGCUUUGAUCUGAGUCUUCUUCUUUCUCAACCACUUCUCCCCAAUCUUUGAAAUCUAAAACCCCAACUCUGGUUAAGGAAAACAGAUCAAAGAUGAUGCGUAUGAAGACGAAGCCAACGGAACCCACUUCCAUCAACGGUAGUGGUGAUAACGAAUGGGAGGUCCGGCCAGGAGGAAUGCUGGUCCAGAAACGAGAUCCAAAUGCAGAACAUACGCGAAUUCCUCCACCAACUAUUAGAGUUCGGGUCAAAUACGGGUCGAUAUACCAUGAAAUCCAUAUCAGUUCUCAAGCCACUUUUGGGGAAUUGAAGAAGAUGUUAUCUGGGCCGACAGGAUUACACCAUGAAGAUCAAAAACUGAUGUAUAAAGAUAAAGAAAGGAACUCGAAAACUUUUCUGGAUGUUGUGGGUGUUAAGGAUCGAUCAAAGAUGGUUUUGUUGGAAGACCCAAUUAGCCAAGAAAAAAGGUAUCUUGAGAUGAGAAAAAAUGCAAAAAUGGAGAAGGCGGCUAAAUCAAUAUCUGAAAUUAGCUUGGAGGUCGAUAGACUUGCAGGCCAGGUGUCGGCGUUUGAAUCGGUUAUUUCGAAAGGAGGGAAAGUGGCGGAGAAGACUCUGUUAAAUCUAAUCGAGUUAUUGAUGAACCAGCUGCUUAAAUUGGAUGGAAUUAUGGCUGAAGGAGAUGUAAAAUUACAGAGAAAAAUGCAGGUGAAAAGGGUUCAGAAGUACGUGGAAACUCUCGAUGUUUUAAAGAUUAAAAACUCGGUUACAGGCAGCACCGGAAGUGGGAGUCAAGUCCCAGUCUCAAAGCCGCCGCUGCGGGCGGCAUCACCAAUUCCAGGAAAUCAAGAACACCGAAACUCAAACGGACAUGGUGGUGGUGGGUUUUUCCCUAAUUCCAGACGGUCGGUUGGGAAUUUUUCAACCGUACCGGUGCCAACUAAACAGCAAGAAAAAGUUUUGGUUACUACAGAAUGGGAGACUUUUGACUCGACACCAGCACCCCCGUCAUCAAGCAAUGGCAAUGGCAAUGGCAAUGGCAAUACAAUACAUCCCAAAUUCAGCUGGGAUUUACUUUAAAAUUAUAAUAAAUAUAACAUCAUUCAUAUAUAUAUACAGUGUAGUGUGUGAAGUGAAGUGCUACUUAUGGAAUUUGCGAUUGUCAUCUAUUGUGAUUCUUUGGUGUAGGUAGAGUUUUUUGUCUUUUUACAAAUAAUGAAGUUUAAAAACUGGUAAUAAAUACAUGUUCUUGUUCU